Molecule: messenger RNA, 2009 nt
Organism: Carassius carassius (crucian carp)
Lineage: Eukaryota; Metazoa; Chordata; Actinopteri; Cypriniformes; Cyprinidae
Product: tripartite motif-containing protein 16-like
Exons: 6
Coding region: 97-1824 (575 amino acids)
Molecular function (GO): protein binding; zinc ion binding
Source: RefSeq, a predicted model, not a curated record
UGCCACAGCUUGCAAAACAAUGAAAAGUUUCAGUUUAGAGAAAUCGAAACUAAGCUUAAGCUGUUGGGUGUCUCUCUAUCUGUGAGUGCACGUACAAUGGCAGGAACUAAUAUUUCAGUAGCUCAGUUAAAUUGUUCAAUCUGUCUGAAUCUGACGGAUCCAGUGACCCUCACCUGUGGACACAGUUACUGUGUGAGCUGUAUUACAGGCUGCUGGGAUCAGGACGAUCAGAAGGGAGUCUACAGCUGCCCUCAGUGCAGACAGACCUUCACUCCAAGACCUGUUUUAGGUAAAAACACCAUGCUGGCUGAAGUGCUGGAGAAUCUGAGGAAGAGAAAACUAGAAGCUGCUCAACUUGAUCACUGUUAUGCUGAAUCUGGAAAUGUGGAGUGUGAUGUCUGUACUGGGGAGAAAAAAAAAGCCAUCAAGUCCUGUCUGGUGUGUCUGAACUCUUACUGUCAAAACCAUUUUGAAUGUCAUGAAGAACUUCACCCAGGAAAACGACAUAAAGUCACUGAUGUCGCUGGACAACUGCAGGAGAUGAUCUGCACUCAGCAUGAAAAGUUGAAGGAAAUUUUCUGUCGUACUGAUCAGUGCUGUAUAUGUUAUCUUUGUAUGUUGGAUGAACAUAAAAAACAUGACACUGUAUCAGCUGGAGCAGAGAGGACUAAGAAACAGACACAAUUGGAUGAGAUACAAAGAAAAUUCCAGAAGAGAAUCCAGGAGAGAGAGACAGAGCUUGAGGAGCUGAGAGAGUCUGUAGAGUCUUACAAGCGCUCUGCACAGACAGCAGUGGAGGACACUGAGAGGAUCUUUACUGAGCUGAUCCGCUCCAUUGAGAGAAGGCACUCUGAGGUGACACAGCUGAUCAGAGAUCAGGAAAAGACUGCAGUGAGUCGAGCUGAAGAACAACUGAAACGACUGGAGCAGGAGAUUAAAGACCUGAGGAGAAGAGACACUGAGCUGGAGCAGCUUUCACACACAGAGAACCACAUCCAUUUUCUCCAGAGUUUCCAGUCUCUCUCUGUUUCUCCAGGAUCUAAAGAAACACCCAGCAUCACUGUCAGCUCUUGCCUUUCUUUUAAUGAUGUUGGUAAAUCUGUGUCUUAUCUAAGAAAAAAACUUGAACAUUUCUGCAGAGAGGAUAUUGAAAAGAUUCAUGGUAAAGCAAAAUAUAUUGAGAUCAUUCCCAACCCUGAAUUCAAGACAAGGGAUGAGUUUCUACAGUAUUUCUUCCAGUUCACAGUGGAUUCAAACACAGUUCAUAAAAACCUCCAUCUGUCUAAAGGGAACAGAGUAAUUACUUACACUUUCAGAGACCAGCAAUAUCCUGAUCAUUCUGACAGAUUUGAUACUGCAGAGCAGGCAUUGUGUGAAGAGAGUGUGUGUGGACGCUCUUACUGGGAAGUGGAGUGGAGUGGUCGGGUGGAAAUGUCAGUGUCAUAUAAGAGCAUCAGCAGGAAGGGACAAGAUGAUGAUGAUGGUAGUGGUGACAACAAUGAAAAGGACAAAAAUGAAGAAGAUGAUAAUAAUUAUGACACAUGUGAAUUUGGACGUAAUGAUCAGUCCUGGAGUUUGUUCUGCUCUGACUCCGGUUGCUCAUUCUGGCACAAUAACAAAGGGACUAAACUCCCUGCAGUCUCCAGAUCUUCUAGAAUAGGAGUGUAUGUGGAUCACGGUGCAGGGACUCUGUCCUUCUUCAGUGUCUCUGACACAAUGACCCUCAUUCACAGAGUCCACACCACAUUCAUUCAGCCUCUCUAUCCUGGGUUUAUGAAUUAUAAUGACUCAAUUGUGAAACUGUGUGAGAUAUCAAAAUAUUAAUACAUUCUGUAAACUGUGAAAAUAACCAAUAACAAGCUUUAAACAAUAAAUCAAUACUACAGCUGAAAUGUUAUUAAAAACAAGUUCAGGACAUAUUAUUGGAGCUUAAAUGUUUCAUCAGAUUGAUUUAAUAAAGGUUAAUAAAUAAUAGGGCCUAGAAUCAUUUGUGUUUACAGACAUUGUGA